AUGAAUCCCUCUCUCGAACAUCGAUACAAUGAAGAUCAGAUCCUACAGCUUGAUCCGAGGAAAGGCGAACGAGCAUACAGCAUCUUGAUCAUCAACCCCAAUACCUCGACACAUAUGACCGACGCUCUCAAACCUAUCCUGGCCAGCCUGAACUUCCAAGAUGUUCAUAUAGAGUAUUUCACUGCGCCAAAUCAACCUGUGGAAGUUGAUGGGGUCGAGGUCCAGCCAAUUGACAGCAUCAACAAUGCUGCUGAAUCCUGCAAGUCGGCAUUAAACUGCUGGUCUAUUCGAAGCCUGAUUGGAUACUACGAUGCAUUUUUAGUCGCAUGUUACUCAGCCCAUCCAUUCGUGGGCAAGCUCAGGGAAGACAUAAAGUUCUUCGAAGAGGAAUCCCAACCACCACGAAACAAAUAUGUCACCGGAAUCUUCGAAGCCUCCAUCACCGCCGCACUAUCCCUCGUCAGUGGAUUCACACUAGAAAAUCCAAUCGAACCAGAAGGAAAGCUCCACAAGCACCAAGAGAAGGGCAGUUUCGGGAUUGUGACCACGGGAUCUGCGUGGAAGGAAGAGCUCACCAACGGAGUCCAAGGUGCACUGGGAUACAAUGAUGAAGAUGGAGAGUCUUCGCACUUUGCAGGCGUUGAGACCACCGGAUUGACGGCAAUCGAGCUUCACACGACUGAGCCAGAGGAGGUGCGACGGAGAAUCAUCGAAGCCACCUGCAGCUUGCUUCGCAACUCCAGGACUCGUGUUAGGGUGGUCUGCCUGGGUUGUGCAGGAAUGGCAGGCAUGGAAGAGGCGGUCCGCGAAGGCUGCGUUCAGGAGUAUGGAGACCGCGAAGGGCGCCGUGUCCGAAUUGUGGACGGAGUCGUUGCAGGUGCUGGAAACCUCAUCACAGCUUUGAAGGCAGGAUUUUGA
Molecule: messenger RNA, 918 nt
Organism: Penicillium salamii
Lineage: Eukaryota; Fungi; Ascomycota; Eurotiomycetes; Eurotiales; Aspergillaceae
Source: the annotation of a GenBank genome assembly